Molecule: messenger RNA, 2991 nt
Organism: Brassica oleracea var. oleracea
Lineage: Eukaryota; Viridiplantae; Streptophyta; Magnoliopsida; Brassicales; Brassicaceae
Product: calcium permeable stress-gated cation channel 1
Exons: 8
Coding region: 474-2780 (768 amino acids)
Cellular component (GO): plasma membrane
Molecular function (GO): calcium-activated cation channel activity
Source: RefSeq, a predicted model, not a curated record
UUUACCCCUACGUAACUGCAUUGUCUCGAAACAGUAUUAUAAAAAUAUAAUAAACAUUUCCUGAAAAAAAACGAUUCUAUUUUUGUUUGCUUUAACUUUAUAAAUCUUCUCUAUAUACUUUUUUCAGAGGGUUUGGUUUGUGUGUUUGUGUUUGCGUGUGAGUAACUCACUGAAGAGGGUAGAGAGAAAAAAGAAAGUUCUUAGCUUUGGAUGAAACACUGUCUUAUUCCACUCCUCUUCUCUUGGGUUUCUCUCUCCCUCUCUCUCUUCUUCCUUCUUUCUUUUGUAUUUACUCUUGUCUCUGGAUCUCAUUGCUUCUGUGGAGUAAACUUGAGGGAUAACUAAACGAAAAAGAAAACCUUUUUUUUGAUUCUCUGAGCUGUUGUGCAUUGUCCCUUUCAAAGGUUCUCUAGAAAGAUUCGAACUGUUUUUGGAACUUUGUUGUGAGGUUAAGUCCUUGGGCAAUAUAAUAAAUGGCAACACUUUCGGAUAUUGGUGUAUCAGCUGGGAUUAACAUCCUCAGUGCAUUCAUUUUCUUCAUAAUCUUUGCGGUUCUGAGGCUCCAGCCCUUUAACGACAGAGUCUACUUCUCCAAAUGGUACCUCAAGGGGCUGAGGAGCAGCCCUUCUCGCGGUGGCGCCUUUGUGCAGCGCUUUGUGAACUUGGACUUCAGGGCGUACUUGAAGUUCUUGAAUUGGAUGCCUGAGGCUCUCAAGAUGCCUGAGCCUGAGUUGAUCGAUCACGCCGGUUUGGAUUCUGUUGUGUAUCUCAGGAUUUACUGGCUAGGGCUUAAGAUCUUUGUUCCAAUAGCAGCGCUUGCUUGGGCUGUUCUUGUGCCGGUUAACUGGACGAACAACACGUUGGAGUUGGCUAGGCAGCUAAGGAAUGUAACGUCGAGUGAUAUUGAUAAACUGUCUGUUUCGAAUAUCCCAGAGUAUUCAAUGAGGUUUUGGACACAUAUAGUGAUGGCAUAUGCAUUUACCAUCUGGACUUGUUAUGUGUUGAUGAAAGAAUAUGAGACGGUUGCUAACAUGAGGCUUCAGUUUGUUGCAUCAGAAGCUCGCCGACCUGACCAGUUCACUGUUCUUGUCAGAAAUGUACCUCCGGAUGCAGAUGAGUCUGUUAGUGAACUUGUGGAGCAUUUCUUCCUUGUCAAUCACCCUGAUCACUACCUGACUAAUCAGGUUGUAUGCAAUGCAAACAAGCUAGCAGAUUUGGUGAAAAAGAAGAAAAAGAUGCAGAACUGGCUUGACUAUUACCAGCUCAAAUACGCUAGAAACAACUCUCAGAGACUUAUGGUGAAGCUUGGCUUCCUUGGGCUUUGGGGACAAAAAGUGGAUGCAAUCGAACACUACAUAGCCGAAGUUGACAAAAUAUCAAAAGAGAUAGCUAAAGAGAGAGAGGAAGUGGUGAAAGACCCCAAGUCCAUCAUGCCAGCAUCUUUCGUCUCCUUCAAAACUCGUUGGGCUGCUGCCGUCUGCGCUCAGACCCAGCAGACCCGGAACCCCACCCAAUGGCUAACCGAAUGGGCUCCAGAGCCUCGUGAUGUAUACUGGCCCAACCUCGCUAUCCCAUACGUUUCUCUGACCGUUAGAAGACUGUUAAUGCACGUUGCCUUCUUCUUCCUAACCUUCUUCUUCAUCAUCCCAAUCGCCUUUGUUCAAUCUCUCGCUACCAUUGAAGGGAUUGUCAAAGCUGCACCGUUCUUGAAAGUUAUCGUCGAAGACAAGUUUAUGAAGUCAGUGAUACAAGGGUUUCUACCUGGUAUAGCGUUGAAGCUCUUCCUCAUCUUCCUCCCAUCCAUCCUCAUGAUCAUGUCCAAGUUCGAAGGCUUCACAUCGAUCUCUUCCUUAGAGAGACGCUCGGCGUCGAGGUACUACAUCUUCAACUUCGUCAACGUCUUUCUCGCCAGCGUCAUCACCGGAGCUGCGUUUGAACAGCUCAGCGCUUUCCUCAACCAGUCCCCAAACCAAAUCCCCAAAACCAUCGGUGUGGCUAUACCGAUGAAGGCGACGUUCUUCAUCACUUACAUAAUGGUCGACGGCUGGGCAGGUGUAGCUGGAGAGAUACUUAUGCUGAAACCUCUGAUCAUGUUCCAUCUCAAGAACACGUUCUUGGUCAAGACUGAGAAAGACAGAGAGGAGGCGAUGGAUCCGGGGAGCAUUGGGUUUAACACUGGAGAGCCGAGGAUACAGCUUUACUUCCUUCUUGGUCUUGUCUACGCUCCUGUGACGCCUAUGCUUCUUCCUUUCAUCUUGGUUUUCUUCGCUCUUGCUUACAUUGUUUACCGUCAUCAGAUCAUAAACGUGUACAAUCAAGAAUACGAGAGCGCUGCUGCGUUUUGGCCAGACGUUCAUGGACGAGUCAUAGCUGCGUUGAUAAUAUCUCAGCUGCUUCUUAUGGGUCUACUGGGAACUAAACACGCUGCGUUAGCUGCGCCGUUUCUCAUUGCUUUGCCUGUGCUUACCAUCGGGUUCCACCACUUCUGCAAAGGUCGUUACGAGCCGGCUUUCGUCAGGUACCCUUUGCAGGAAGCUAAGAUGAAAGAUACAUUGGAAAGCGCGAGAGAGCCGAACUUGAACCUCAGAGGCUACUUGCAGAGUGCUUACGUUCAUCCAGUGUUUAGAGGCGAUGAAGAUGAGGAUGACUAUGAUGAUGACAAGCUCCGGAAGUUUGAGGAGGAAGCCAUUAUUGUUCCCACCAAACGUCAGUCGCGGAGGAAUACUCCUGCUCAUAGCAGGAUCAGCGGAGAAUCUUCACCAUUUAGUGGUAAAGUCUAGAGAAACAUUUUUCAACAAGAGAUGUCUUACAAGUACAUAUACAUAUGGUACUUUUCUAUAUGUACAUAGACAAAGAGAAAGAACGGAUACGUUAGCUCAGUGAAGUACUAAAAUGGGGAUUGGUCUAAGCUUUUUGUUCAAGAAAAGAUUUGUGUUGUGGAGAGACCUUAAGGGUUUUAUCAGUGGAUUCCAAAGUUUCGAGGUUCUUGUU